Messenger RNA from Rubroshorea leprosula, 798 nucleotides. The record is from the annotation of a GenBank genome assembly. NCBI's taxonomy places the organism in Eukaryota, Viridiplantae, Streptophyta, Magnoliopsida, Malvales, Dipterocarpaceae.
AAAAAAGGAAAUCUCAUUAAUUAAUAGUAAAUCCAAAACUCAACCUAAAACAUAAUUGCAAUCUCCGAAGAGGGAAACAACAGGAGGCAGAAAGAAUGGGAAUAUGCUGCUCAUGUGGUCUGUCAACUUCAUCAUCAGCUGGCAACACAGCGAAACUGAUCCUCGAAGAUGAUCGGCUCGAGGAAUUCUCAUACCCUGUUAAGGUUUCGAGGAUAUUAGAGAAGAACUCAAAUUCUUUUAUCUGCAACUCAAACGAUAUUGAUUUGGGCAAUAUCCUCUGCGCCGUUGAUGAUGAUGAGGAGCUUCAACCAGGUGAACUCUACUUUGCUUUGCCUUUGAGUUUGUUGAAUUCUCCGCUCACGGCAGAGGAUAUGGGUGCCUUGGCGGUUAGGGCAAGUUUGGCUCUUAAUGGUUCUCAUGGUGGUGGAGGGCAGUGCUUUGGUUGUGGUUGUGGUUGUGGGAUGAUGAGAAAGAUGGAUUCUAUUGUGUUUAACAGCAGGAGGGUUGGGGUAGAUGGUGGUGGCGACGAGAGUGGUGGUGGUGACGGUCGUGUCGUCGUUGACGGCGGGAGUGAAUUAGAAUCCUUGGUGAAGAAAAAAGGGAAGCGUGGUGGUAGGGGAAGGAGUUUUAGGUCAAAGUUGAGCGUAAUUUUAGAAGAGUAGGUAAGAAAGAUGUUUUAUAAUUUGAUAUAACUAAUAAUACGUUUAGUUUGAAAGAAAUCUCAAAAAAAGAAAGGGAAGGAAAACAAUUUUACCCAUCCUCUCGCCAAAGGCAUUGUAAUAUAAGUUAAUUCCUCUU